CUCUGCGCUCUACGCCUGCCAGAGGUGUGUUUCGGCUCCACUCUCUGAAUCUCUGGUUAUCAGCCCCCCACCAUGCAGCCUGCCUGAGUGCCAUGUCAAACAGCUGUGUUGGCAGAGGGUUACCGCUCAUCUAAAGGGAAGGUAGCAUCUUGCUUUGAGGAGGACAGAAGAUUAAAGAAGACUGACCAGUUGCAGAGAGAGGGGGGAGAUAACUGAAAGCCCCCCCUCCUCGCCUCACCUAACAGAGCAAAAACGGAAGGCUUUGGAGUAUUCAAUUUUUUCUUUCGUUUUAUAUUUUUCUUAUUCCUCAUCGCGGUGCUGGGAGGUGCUUCAUCUUUUCAUAUAGUGUCUCUCUCCAUCAUCUGCCUUCUCAUCUAUUUCUCCAUCUACUUGGUGUAUAAUUUCCUCUAUUUAUGAGUGAGAGAAAAGAGAAAGGAAGGAGGAGUUUUUGUUCAAUUUUUAUCCUUUCCUUUUCUCCACUUUCCCCACCCUUUCACCUCUCACUGUCAUACCUGUCAGUCCCUCCAUUCAGUUCCAUCUGUAGCUGCUGUCAUCACUUCAUCAUUACCCAUUCUACGUCUCUCUGUCUUUAAUCUGAUGUUAUGUGAACUUGGAUGAAUUUUCUACAAAAACAACAAAAAACUCCUCAUGAAUGACUCUUUUUUUUCCCUUUUCCUUCUCUUUUGGUCCCUCCACACCCAUUUUCUUUGCAUCACACUCUUGGGGGAUUCUUUAAUGUUACUCUAGGUAGGUUAACUAUCGUGUCUGUCUAUCUGUCUGUCUGUGUGUAUUUGUGUGUGCUUUACGUAUACAUAAAACACACAUUAACACACACAUGCACUCGCACGUGAUGAAUUAUGGCUAAAAAACAUUGUUCGGUAAAUCGAUUUUGGUCUGGUCUCGAACCGUCUCCACAUCCUCCUCAUCUGUUUUUGUCACCAUGGCAAUCUGCGCCCAUUUUUAAUUGUUGUUUUUAAAACAGUCUUUUUUAAGUGUGCACAUGUCACGUCCCCUUUUCAUGCAUUUGUUUUGCAACUUGUUUUAAGGCAACACAAGAAAAAAACUAAAGAUGGAUGAACAAGAUGGAUUUCUAGAUCUUAUUUUGAUCCACAGAUUAUUAUAAUUGGCAGCUCAGUUUGAAGUAAAUGAAAUUCUUUGUGUAAUAUAUAUUGUGCUGCAUUCAAAGUUCGCUAAUGGCCAUCUUGUCUCAUUAACAGUGUAUCCCAUUUCAUGCCUGAUUUAUGCUUAUUUUCAUUCAGCCAGUCCAUCAGCAGCCAUUAGUUCUUCCACUGCCCCCCAACCCACCCCCCCACCCCCUCCUCAUAUGACCCCCCCUUCCCAAACACGCACACAACAUACACUCCUUACUGUCGAAACAUUUCUCCUGGAUUGAAUUCUCAUGCUUAAGAGUGGUUUCAAUUGCCUUUUUCUUCUUUUAAAUGAUUUCCACCCACAACUGGCCAUGUUUCAUUCCUAAAGCCCCUCUAUUUCCCUCCACUUGUCUUCAUCCUCAUCCUCUAUCAGGCAACAGAGACCGGUUUGCGUUAGUUGGAUGUUGAAUCGUGGAUUAAGCGGGUGAUGCCUUGCUGUGGAUUUGAGGUGCUAUAGACAGUGUGUGCAGGUUAUAGAUAGAGACAGACUGAUAGACAGAUAAAAAUAGAUAGAUGUUAAGUCCCAUUUCAUCACUACCCUGCUCUUUUAUUCUAUCACAUUUCCUUCCUUUUGUUUUUGUUGUCUUUGCUCACUGCCACACCUUUUUGGAGGCCCUUUUUUAAGCAUUACUAGUCAAUUCUAACUAAGUUUUUAGUCUAUGCUUUAAUGGACGUCUACCUGAGAUUGCCUGUGCAUUCAACUUUAAGUGAAAAAUUAUGCUCUGUAGAUUAGGCCCACAGCAGCCACUGUAGUCUCAUUGUUUUCCUUUCUCAUGGACUGAAAAAGGGGCUUAACAAAUACCUCUUUCUUUAUUGUUCUGAGAGUGGGAUGUCGUCAUGAAGGAAAAUGAAGGACCACUUGUUUUGCUCUGUCUUUGCUUUUGUGUCUCAAAUCUGCUCCUCUGUAAAACAUCUCCACUACAGUCUAUAAAUUAUGUGUUACAGAAAAGAGUUAAUUAGACUGAGAGAGAAAAGAAGAGUGCAGAGCAGCCCUGCAAACUGAUGAUUGAAGCUGAGGCAAGGAGCAAAAGAAAGCCAAAGAAGGAAGAAAGGAAGAGAAGAGGAAUACAUACACAGUGCUCAUCUCCUCAUCUCCACGGCAACCGUGUUCACACACUCACAGACUUCUGGGAGGAGACCUCAGUGAGCUCUAUCACCAGCGUUGGAGGCAGGGGAGAGGAAUCGGAUGGGAAGAGGCGAAUGAAACAGCGUCCCUUCAUCAUCCCACUUGUAUCAUCCUUAAGUUGCUUUUAAGACUUCACACACAUCGCUGACACUUUGAGUUGGUGGUCAACUUUUUAAAGAUUUGAUUCAGCCAACUUAGAAAAUGAUUGAUUGCUGACUGUUGUACAUUUUGCACACAUUACUAUCACAAGCAACAGCCAUCAUCACAUCUACUGCCUCCCCACGUUGAAACGCUCCAGCACCUCCCACUUCCACCCUUAUCCAACCCGAUACUGGCCAUCCCUCACCCUGCAAGACCCCCUUCAGUCUUCUGUGCGUGACUUCAUCUGUCUUCCAUCCCUUCAUCCGAGGCUAUGAGAGGAGGAGUUGAAUCCCAGAUCACUCCAUCAUGCCAGUUCUGAAGAGUAGAGAGGACAUCUGGGCUGGCAAUGUUCAAGGGACGGCAUUUACACUCCUCCACAAUGCUUGUCAGCCUCCACUUCUCUCCCUCCCGUCUUCAGGACAAGCGCUUCGUCUCCCUCUCCUCCCCUCAGCAUCCUCCUCCUCCUCCUCCUCCUCCUCCAGUUCACUCAUCCCAUCAUCCUCAUCUUCAGUCCCGGCUGACCCUGCCUGUCCUCUCCUUGUCCUUCUCUCUGCUCCUCCUCUCCAUACUCCUUCUGCCUGUCUGCGAGUCUCGCAGGGGUGGAGGUCCUGGGACAGGGCCUGGAGGUCCGCAAACAGGACAAGGUGGCCAGAGAGGAGGGAGCACUCAGAGGGGCGUCGUCAUCCCCCCUCAAUACUCCCCUGGCUCACAGCCUCUCCCUCCAAUCAACCCCAAACUGAUCAACUCUCUCAGUAUUGCUGUCAUCUUAGUGGGCAACUCUAGUGAAGUAGCCCUGGGGGCUGGACUUGAGAAAGAGGACUUCCUCCAUAUCCCUUACCCUCCCAAAGUUGAGGUGGUCACUAUGAAUGAGACUGACCCUAAAAGUAUCAUCAAUCGGAUCUGUGCACAAAUGACCAGGAAUUCACUGCAAGGUGUGGUGUUUGGUGACGACACAGACCAGGAGGCCAUCGCUCAGAUCCUGGACUUCAUUUCCGCCCAGACACACAUCCCCAUCCUGGGCAUCAGGGGAGGAUCUUCCAUGGUCAUGGCUGCCAAGGACGACAACUCCAUGUUUUUCCAGUUUGGCCCAUCCAUCGAGCAGCAGGCCUCUGUCAUGUUGAACAUCAUGGAGGAGUAUGACUGGUACAUCUUCUCCGUCGUCACCACGUAUUACCCUGGCUACCAGGACUUUGUCAAUAAGAUCCGCAGUACCAUCGACAACAGCUUUGUGGGCUGGGAGUUAGAAGAAGUCCUCCUACUGGACAUGUCAGUGGACGACGGAGAUUUAAAGAUCCAGAACCAGUUGAAGAAACUGCAAAGUCCUGUUAUCCUGCUUUAUAGUACGAAGGAGGAGGCCUCCACUAUCUUCGAGGUGGCCCACUCUGUUGGCCUGACAGGUUACGGUUACACCUGGAUUGUGCCCUCGCUGGUAACCGGAGAUGCAGACCAUGUUCCACCUGUUUUCCCCACAGGGCUCAUCUCGGUGUCAUAUGACGAAUGGGACUACAAUAUCGAGGCCAGGGUACGUGAUGCAGUGGCUGUCAUCGCCACGGCAACCUCCACCAUGAUGCUAGACCGGGGGCCACACACUCUGCUGAAGUCAAGCUGCCUCGGGACACCUGACAAAAAGAGCUCCAACACCGGCCACUCCAAGGAAAUACUGAAAUACGUCAUGAAUGUGACAUUUGAAGGCCGAAACCUGUCAUUCAGUGAUGAGGGACACCAAAUGCAUCCCAAACUGGUCAUCAUCCUUCUGGGCAAUGACAGACAAUGGGACAGGGUGGGCAAGUGGGAGAGGGGCUCUUUAACCAUGAGGUACCAUGUGUGGCCUCGCUUUGAGCUCCAAACUGAAGACCACCUGUCCAUUGUUACACUGGAGGAGGCGCCAUUUGUCAUUGUGGAGAAUGUGGACCCGCUCAGUGGGACCUGCAUGAGAAACACUGUCCCGUGUCGCAAACAGCUCAAACUCAGCAACCAGACCGGUGAUUCUGGAAUUUACAUCAAGCGCUGUUGCAAGGGUUUCUGCAUUGACAUCCUUAAAAAGAUUGCCAAGACGGUCAAGUUCACCUACGAUCUCUAUUUGGUCACCAAUGGCAAACACGGCAAGAAGGUGAAUGGGACGUGGAAUGGCAUGGUUGGGGAGGUGGUGUUGAAGAAUGCCCACAUGGCAGUGGGCUCCCUCACCAUCAACGAGGAGCGAUCCGAGGUCAUCGACUUCUCCGUGCCGUUCAUUGAGACGGGAAUCAGUGUCAUGGUGUCCCGGAGCAAUGGAACCGUCUCCCCCUCUGCCUUUCUUGAGCCCUUCAGUGCGGAUGUCUGGGUGAUGAUGUUUGUGAUGUUGCUGAUCGUGUCGGCCGUGGCUGUGUUUGUGUUCGAGUACUUCAGCCCCGUGGGUUACAAUCGCUGUCUGGCAGAUGGUCGAGAGCCUGGCGGUCCCUCCUUCACUGUUGGUAAGGCCAUCUGGCUGCUUUGGGGUCUGGUUUUUAACAACUCCGUUCCAGUGCAGAAUCCCAAAGGUACCACCAGUAAGAUCAUGGUGUCAGUGUGGGCCUUCUUCGCUGUCAUCUUCCUGGCCUCCUACACUGCCAACCUGGCUGCUUUCAUGAUCCAGGAGGAGUAUGUCGACCAGGUGUCGGGCCUGUCAGAUAAAAAGUUCCAGAAGCCGAAUGAAUUCUCGCCGCCAUUCCGGUUUGGCACAGUCCCCAAUGGGAGCACCGAACGCAACAUCCGCAACAACUACCGGGACAUGCACGCCUACAUGACCAGCUUCCACCAGAAGAAUGUAGAUGAAGCCCUGUACAGUCUGAAGACCGGAAAACUAGAUGCCUUCAUUUACGAUGCAGCCGUGCUGAACUAUAUGGCGGGUCGAGAUGAGGGCUGCAAACUGGUCACCAUCGGAAGCGGCAAGGUGUUCGCCUCCACCGGCUACGGCAUUGCCAUCCAGAAAGACUCAGGCUGGAAACGUGCUGUGGAUCUGGCCAUCCUCAUGCUCUUUGGAGAUGGUGAGAUGGAGGAGUUGGAGGCUCUGUGGCUCACAGGAAUCUGCCACAACGAGAAGAACGAGGUGAUGAGCAGUCAGCUGGACGUGGACAACAUGGCAGGGGUCUUCUACAUGCUUGGGGCUGCCAUGGUUCUAUCAUUAAUCACCUUCAUCUGUGAACAUUUGUUCUACUGGCAGCUGCGCUUCUGCUUCAUGGGCGUGUGCUCCGGAAAGCCUGGGUUCACCUUCUCUAUUAGCAGAGGUAUCUACAGCUGCAUCCACGGGGUACAAAUUGAGGAAAACAAGUCAACUAUAGACUCCCCGUCUGCCACCAUGAAGAAGAACAUGAACAACACCCACUCCAACAUCUUGCGGUUGCUCCGCACUGCCAAGGACAUGACCGCCGUCCCGGGUAUUAACGUCCCACAUGCCGCCCUGGAGUACAGCCACAGUGGCCGUGAAUCAGCGAUCUAUGACAUCCAGGAGCAUCGGCGCAGCCUGGUGGGCCACCCUAUAGACUGCAAGUCAACGCCUCCGUACCUGCCAGAGGACAACAUGUUCAGUGACUACAUCAGCGAAGUGGAGAGGACUUUUGGCAACUUGCCCCUGAAGGACAGCAACCUGUACCAGGACCAUUAUCGGCACCACCACCCGGCCUCGGCUCUGGGUAUGUCCGGCCCCCCGCCUAAUAGGCCGCGUAGCUUAGGCAGCGCUAGCUCGUUGGAGGGGGGCAUGUUUGAUUGCGACAGUUUAGGGGGAGGGGUAGCACCCAUCUUCACCACCCAGCCCCGCCCCUCCAUGACUCACAGGAACACAAAUAAAUUUGACCUGAUCGCUGGUCACACCCCUGUGGAUUCCAACCAGGGUGGGUUCAAGGGAAACAAUGUGUACGGGAGGUUUUCUUUCAAAGGAGGUGCAUCCAGCACGGGGCUCAUCGGGGGUCAUGACAGGUACUGUGGUGGAGGUGGGGGAGGGGGAGGCUCGGGGGGUGACGAUGGGAACAUUCGCUCUGAUGUGUCGGAUAUCUCCACGCACACUGUCACCUACGGCAACCUGGAGGGCAACAACAAGCGACGUAAGCAGUACAGGGACAGCCUGAAAAAGAGGCCAGCCUCAGCCAAGUGCAGACGGGAGCAGGACGAGAUAGAGCUGAGCGCCUUCAGGAGGAGACCCCACCACCACACCGUCCACCACCACUUCCCCCACGGGCCCCUGGCACACCGCACGGUCUCACCUACCCUGGAGCGGAAGAGAGGAGGAGGAGGGGGUAAUUCUUCACCUUACUCAUUCCGCAAAGACAAAGAGAACCUGAGGGAAUUCUAUGCGGAGCAGUUCCGCUCCAAGGAGGGAAAGGCCAAGUGGGAGCAAGAGGGUGGAAGUGGAGGAAGCGGUGUGGGCGGCGGUAGUGGUGGUGGUAUCUGUAAAAGCUUAGUUCCUGUAGAAGACUUCCUCAAAGGUAAAGGCAAGAAGCCGGAGUGUAAAGGUGGGAUAAGUUCAAUGACUGCAGGGCAGCAGGCCCACACCUGCUGGGAGAAGGGGGUCUCUGGAAUAGGAGGGGGAGGCAUAGCAGGGGGUGACUGGGAAUGUCGUAACUGCCACAGUGUGUGUCACCAUAGUGGAGGUGUAGGUGGAGGCAGCCCGUGUCCAGCUGGUGGAGUUGGGGGGAGCAGCAGUCGCCCUAGCUCUGCUACCAGCAAACGUUGUGAUUCCUGUAAGAUGCAGCCGAGCAACCUUUACAACAUCAGUGAGGAUAAUAACAUGGUGUUUGCUGGAGGAAAGAGUAGUGUAGGACCCAGCCAAACCCAAACUCAGGCACAGCGCAGGAAGCUAGGGCCGGGAGGGAGGGUGUUAAGGAGGCAGCACUCAUAUGACACAUUUGUGGAUCUGCAGAGAGAGGGGGCAGGCCGCAUGGGAGGAGCUGGUGGGGGUGUCGGGGGACAGUUUCCCCAACCCCGAAGUGUGAGUUUGAAAGACAAAGACCGCUUCAUGGAGGGCCCCAGCCCUUACGCUCACAUGUUUGAGAGGUAUUCAGGCGACAGGGAGUCUCCCAUGUUUGGAGGAUUAGGUGGCGACAGGGUGAAAGGAGGCUCCUCCUUCAGUUUGUUCCGUGGAAGCGAAGGUGGGUUUCAACGACGGUCAGUGGGAGAGAGAGACCUGAGGGACAGAGAUAGAGCUAUGAUGGGAGGUGGGGGCUGUGGUGGUGGUGGUGGUGGUGGUGGUGGUGGCAGAGGGGCCGGGACUUACUCCUUGUCUAAAUCUCUCUACCCAGAUAAGGUGAACCAGAACCCCUUCAUCCCAACGUUCGGCGAUGACCAGUGUCUAUUACACGGUGCCAAACCGUACUACAUCAAAAAGCCACAGACGCAGCAACAGCAGCAGCAGCAGCUACUCAACAACAGCCGCGGAGGAGGGGACUUCAGAGGCUCCAUGGGAGCGACUUCCUAUUUGCCCGCGUCAGCCACGGCUGGGGUGAUGUCCAAUGUGGCCCCCAGGUUCCCCAAAGAGCUGUGUCUGGGCGGGGUGGGAGGGCCCAUGGGGAACCACCACGGGGCCAACAAGCUACUGCCCGGGGGCAGGGACACGUUAGGUUUGGGGCAGGGACAGAGACCCUUCAAUGGUGCCAGCAAUGGACACGUAUAUGAAAAGCUGUCCAGCAUUGAGUCAGAUGUCUGAAGACAGAGGACGCAAGAAAGAAAGAGGAAGAAGUGGGUGAAGAAAAGGGGUGAAAUAAGAAAAACAGACAGGAAAAAAACAGAAACAGCUCAGGCUGAUGACCUCUCUGUGUGAGGAGAAUGAGGAGACACGGUACUGUCUGUGUUGUUCUCACUCGGCUAAAUGAGAAGUAUUUGGACGAUGCACAGAGGCCACUGCAGGCUAAGCUGUGGUGAAGUCCGGUGGGAGACACGUUUUUAAUGAGAAGAGAGGAUUCUGGUGCUGCUCUGAUGCUCAGAGAAAGAUAGUUAGGGAGGAAGGGAGGGAGGGAUAGAUGGAGGGGAAAAAGUGAAAUCAAAUCUCCACUCUCUCUUCACAUGCUCAUUGUCUUUCCCUCCCUCCUGCAGCCCCUUAACACCAAAACAAACAUUUUGUUUAGCAACGGAAAUACAAUCAUGAAUGAGAAAUCAACAUUUCUGUUGAAUUAACAGGGUAAAUUAAUAAUAAUUGUAUUGAUAAUGUUAAUAAUAUUAUUGAAUAUUAUUCCAGUGUUUAAUGAUGAUCGGUUUGGAUUGUUUUUCAAUUUUAUUCAUUUAAAUAGUUCAUGUUACAUAUUUGUAUGAUGUUAAUUCUUUCUUAGCUUACCAAUAUUACAGGAGACUGGUAGAACCAGUGGGGGUUAAAUCCAGUAUGGCUAUUUUAUGGCUUCCUGUAAUUUGGACUCUUCUUUGCUAUUAAUUCUUCCUCCAUGUUUAAUUUUUUUACUUUUCUUAUUUUUGAGUGCUGUGAAGUGUAUGUGAAAGGCAUGACUUGCUGAGUACAUUCUAUGUACUUAUAAAUCUGCAAAGACGGUCUUUUUUUCAGCUGCAGAAGCAACAUCAUCAUACUGAUUUGCCGUUUUCCUCUCGUUUUCUGCCUGGCAGUACCAAAUGGGUCUCGCAUUUUGAGCUGGAUGUGCCUUAAAGGAUUAAUACUGAUUUUCUACACACAUGAUCUCUUCUGUUGGUAGACAGAUCCAACUUCUUACAAUUAGUCAAUUGAUUUGAGUGUGAAAAUCCACCUGAACAAGUCAGAUAUGUGGGUUGACUUUCAUGAGCAUAAUACACUUCUAGACUUGUAAGAAAUUAUAGUACACACAGCGCCACAGAGCGAUUGCUGCAGUCGAGGAAGCUGAAAUUCCUGCAAAAGAAUAAAUGUAAACUCUAGUAGGAUUACAAGGGUUAAAGCCACAGUGCCAACAUUCCCACUCAUGAACAGUCAGGUAUAUCAGAGCCGUGUUACUGUUUGUUAAGGAAUAAAAGCUUCUUGUAUUUUUAACACUUCAAGCGACAGUUUUACCGUAAAUCACUUACUACGAAGCUCCACAUGCUUCAUCGCUCCCUCACCUCCUCAAAACCCCACAAAUCAUUUGUUGCAGAACAGAUGACCUAGGAUCCAAACUAUCCAUUAAACACAUGCAAAUCAUAUUUAAUGUCCACUUGUUGCUCUUAUUUCCUUUCAUUGGGUUUGACUCAAUUGGCUGUGACAGUUUGCCUGUUCAGGAAGAGGACAUAAUGGACUGCUGGAGUCAGGCCUCUGUUGCAAGGAUGAGCAGCCUGACAUGUUAAUUAUUUUGCGAUUACAGCUAUAAGCACUGCCUGCCGUAUUAGAUGGUCACAUUUGAGUGAUGGGAGGAGUAAAGGAGGGCUAAACUAAAGGGCUGCAGCAGAUCUAAACUGGACAAACUGCAGUAUAUUCUGUCAGCAUGCAGAUUUCAUUUGACCUAUUUCACUCACCUUUAUCAUGAAUAAUGCUUCAGCUCCAUGUGGGAUUACUUACAGUUCCUCCCCUUGUGCACUCUAUGCUGAUUUCUCACCCAAACUCAAAUUUGUAACCAAACUGAUCAUAAAAAGUAAUUUCAUUCCAUGCUCUAACUGUGAUUUCUUCCUCCUCUGGGCCAUAAUCUGUUCCACAUGCUGGGAUUUUUGAUGAACAGAAACAAUUUACCUCAAAUUGAAAAUACUAUGUCAACAUUUGCUGAAAAAAAGGAGGCAGGAGAAGGUAAACAGCAUUCUAAAAGCGAGUGGCACAUUAUCACAAAAUGAAAACAGCAGAGCUUGUGUUCCCAUUUGACCCUGAAUUAUUUUGAUGACCCACAGUCCACUAUAUUAGACAUGAAGCUCAUCUCCUCUGACACAUUAUAAAGAUAAAACUUAAGUUGUAUGUUGGUUAAUUUUCAGCUUUCUCUACCUUUAGUCUCAUGUUACUAUUUAGGACAGCUGUUCUCUCAUUCCUGUUCUUUAUUUACACCUAAACUUGAACACAUUUUAAACCAAAUUGUAAAAUCUAAGCACAAUCUGACUGAAUGGAUCUAUCGAUUAGUUUCUUGUACAUCCCAGUCAAAACUAAAGAAGGCUUUCCUUCUCUUGGUUGACAAGUCAGUAUGUAUGAUACUAGGGGGUCUCUAGUGUUUGUAAGGACUUGCAUGUAUACACUUAGUUUUUUUUUCCUUUUCCUGUUUUUUAAUCUUAACUUUUUAGCCCUGAAACAUGGGGCAUUUUUGGACAAUAUUUGGAAUUUUCUCAAUUUCAUUAGUACUGAUCCAUGUAGUACUGUAGGUGUGUGUGCGUGUGUGUGCUUGUUUGUGCAAGAGAAGAUACCAAUCUAUAAGUCGAAAUUUUGGUUUUACAAAAAAUAUGGCUCAAAUGAUUACGGUUUUCAUUAGGAUAGACUGCUUUUAUUGUUAAUGUUAUACAAAGAUCAGUUUUCUUGGUAGUUUCUGUAAAUGCUUUUAAUGAGGUUGAGGUCUUGGUUCAGUUCAUCGUCCCUGAAGAAGCUUUUUUCAUUUCAUCAACCUUUCUAUUUUUUUUCCCUUUGAAUAUCUCGGUAUGUUUCAUUUUUUUCUGUUUUUGUAUGUGCCUGAAUACAUACGCUUGAUUACCUCUGUGUGUGCUCAUAUGGAAGAGAGUCAGGGUGUGUGAGAGAUAAGUGUUUAUUGUAGGCUACAUGUAUUAUAAAGCGGUAUGUAAAUACUUUACCUCACGCUCAUGGACUUUUGAUAAAAAAACUGUACAAAACGGCAGAGAAUAGAUCUAUUUGGGAUAUAUCUUUGAUUCGUAGAUUCCCUUGCAAAAUUGUUUUGUAACGACUUCAGGCCAGGAUAUGUGCAAUCAUUUAUUAUUAUUAUAGAGAUCGUGUGCACAUUUAAUAAAUCAAGGUUUGUUGUUGUGUUUCCUUUUCUUGUUUGAUUUGGUCAAAGACCAGCUAAGAAGUUGUUUUCUCAAAGGAAAAAUUGUAAAGCACCAUCACUAAUGGAUACACAGAAAGCACAAUAGAUUAUCUGUUGCAUUUUUACAAGGUAGUCUUCUUUUUGUUUUUCUCUUUGGCUGAUCUGUUUUUGUGUUUUGCCAGAGAAAACAUUUCCACCACUGAGCUGUACAGAUUGUGAAAAUGUACAUACGACAAAACUCUAGCUCACCCUCACAUUUUUGUAUGGAGAGAACUUACUUGUGUGAAGAGAGUAUUUCAAAUUUGAUUGAAUAUUUAGUAAUAUUGAAAAUGAGAUUAAACACAGUCAAUGUGAAAAUAAGUGCUGAGAAAUAUUAUUCUUCUGUCUCUUUGGAAUAAAAGUGUUGAGUAUUAAUAAAAAAUAAGAAAUA
This is a messenger RNA of Sphaeramia orbicularis (orbiculate cardinalfish), 11688 nucleotides long. It is a transcript of the gene grin2bb, whose product is annotated as glutamate receptor, ionotropic, N-methyl D-aspartate 2B, genome duplicate b. The record is from RefSeq and is a predicted model, not a curated record. Gene Ontology annotation, biological process: monoatomic ion transport. Gene Ontology annotation, cellular component: membrane. NCBI's taxonomy places the organism in Eukaryota, Metazoa, Chordata, Actinopteri, Kurtiformes, Apogonidae. Gene Ontology annotation, molecular function: ligand-gated monoatomic ion channel activity; signaling receptor activity.